AUGUCGUUGAAGGCAUUACUAAGUAUUUGUGCAAUAAUCCCAACGUCGCUCGCUCAUUUGCUUUUUCUUUGCUCAUCCUCUUAUUACCUGCGAUUGGAAGUCAAAAUUUCAAGUCAGGAUGGCUAUUAUAUCACCUACUCUCACGGUAUCCGUUGCCUGUGGUGUCCUCGCUCUGUACGUAAUCAGUCGACUGUUGCGAGGUAAAGGUGAUCGCCGAUCACUACCUCCGGGUCCCAAGGGUCUCCCAGUCCUUGGGAAUAUCAAUGACCUGCCUAAGCCCGGUGAGCCUGAAUGGCUACACUGGCUAAAGCACAAGGAACUCUAUGGCCCAAUCAGCUCAAUCACAGUCCUAGGACAGACCAUGAUCAUCAUCAACGACCCCGAAAUUGCCUUUGAGCUCAUGAGAGACCGGGCGGCCAUACACUCUUCGCGACCUUAUCAGAACUUUAGCUGCGAUAUUGUCGGAUGGAAAAAUGCAACAGCUAUGAGCCCUUAUAACGACGUCUGGAAGAUCCACCGGAGGAAUAUUGCCAAGGUUGCCAGUACUAAUACGUCCAUCAAGAUGUUCAAUCGGGCCCAGGAGGUUGAGUCUGCGCAUUUUCUACUCAACCUUUUGGAUUCCCCGAAUGAUCUGUUCGAUCACAUGCGAAGAGAAGCCGGCAGCGUUAUUUUGAAGAUUACAUAUGGCUACACAGCUGAAUCCCAUGGCCGAGACCCCUUCGUCGACUUGGCCGGCGAGACCAUGAAGGGAUUUGCUGACGCCGUAGUUCCUGGCAAGUGGAUGGUGGACGUCAUGCCUUUCUUAAGAUAUCUCCCAGAUGGAUUUCCCGGUACAGCAUUCAAGGCCACCGGUCGUCAAAUGGCCGAUACGUUAAAGCAAUGUGUCGACCAGCCGUACGAAUUCGUCAAGCAACAAAUGCGCGAGAAGAGACAUAAGACAUCUUUCCUGUCUCAGGCCAUUGAGGAUAUCGGCUCCGACGCAGGGAUGGAGUUCGUACACAAGUGGUCGGCGCUCUCCCUAUUUACUGGCGCAGCCGAUACAACUGUUUCCGCGCUAAUGACAUUCUUCCUCGCCAUUGCUGUGUUCCCUGAAGUUCAGAAGAAAGCUGCAGAGGAACUCGACCGUGUCAUCGGAAGUCGCCGACUUCCUAUCAGCACAGACCGUGAAAAUUUGCCAUAUAUCAUGGCAAUUGUGAAGGAGACACAUCGUUGGCAUCCCAUUGGGCCUAUGGGCUUACCCCACGCCAGCAGCGCAGAGGACACCUGCCGAGAUUACAGGAUUCCCAAGGGCGCCAUAAUAUUUGCCAACGCUUGGUGGUUCACCCAUGAUCCUGCUGUCUACCCCGACCCUAUGACCUUCCGCCCCGAACGCUUCCUCGAAACCCCAACCCACAAACCAGAACCUGACCCACGUAACAUCACCUUUGGCUUCGGCCGCCGCGUCUGCCCUGGCCGCUACGUCGCUGACAAUGCACUCUUCAUCACCAUCGCGCAAACUCUUGCAGUAUUCAGCAUCGGGAAGCUCGUUGAGAAUGGUAAAGUGGUGGAGCCAGAGGUCAAGUUUGAGCCCGGCAUGGUCAGCCACCCUGCGCCAUAUCGAAUAUCGAUCAAGCCGAGAUCGAAGGUGCAUGAGGAGUUGAUUAAAGCGGCUGAGCAGGAGUACCCGUGGGAAGAGAGUGAUGCAAAGGAGUUGGUGAAUGUGAAGUGGUAGAUGUUGAGUGUGUAGCCGCGUACUCUGGCGCGUAAUUGAUGUGACAUGAGAUAGGAAUAUCAACCCGCAAAAUAAAGUUAGUCGUGUUUAUUUGGACCUAGCUGUGAAGCAAUAUUGCGACGUUUAUCAUACUCAUCAGCUGGUGCGUUUUUCAG
Molecule: messenger RNA, 1866 nt
Organism: Pseudogymnoascus destructans
Lineage: Eukaryota; Fungi; Ascomycota; Leotiomycetes; Thelebolales; Thelebolaceae
Exons: 7
Coding region: 119-1711 (530 amino acids)
Molecular function (GO): oxidoreductase activity, acting on paired donors, with incorporation or reduction of molecular oxygen; heme binding; monooxygenase activity
Source: RefSeq, a predicted model, not a curated record